Messenger RNA from Balearica regulorum gibbericeps (East African grey crowned-crane), 850 nucleotides. NCBI's taxonomy places the organism in Eukaryota, Metazoa, Chordata, Aves, Gruiformes, Gruidae. The record is from RefSeq and is a predicted model, not a curated record.
AUGAAACAGAAUUCAGAAAUUUUAUUGUCUGGCUCGAAGACCAGAAAAUCAGACAUUACAAGAUUGAAGACCGAGGGAAUUUGAGAAACAUACACAGUGAUGACUGGCCCAAAUCGUUUGAAAAGUAUAUGAAAGACGUAAACUGUCCUUUCAAAAUACAAGAGCGACAAGAAACAGUGGACUGGCUGCUCGGCUUAGCGGUUAGGCUCGAGUACGGAGAUAAUGCUGAUAAAUAUAAGGAUUCUACCCCCGAUGGUGCUAAAAAUACUGAAAAUACAGGAAAAAAUGCAGAACCGCUGAUUAACUUGGAUGUGAAUAAUCCUGAUUUCAAGGCUGGAGUGAUGGCUUUAGCUAAUCUGCUUCAAAUUCAGCGACAUGAUGAUUACCUGGUAAUGCUUAAGGCAAUUCGCAUUUUGGUUCAAGAGCGCUUGACGCAGGAUGCCAUCGCAAAGGCCAGUCAGUCCAAGGAGGGUUUGCCUGUUGCUUUAGAAAAGCACAUUCUUGGUUUUGACACAGGAGAUGCUGUUCUCAAUGAAGCUGCCCAAAUUCUCCGACUGCUGCAUAUAGAGGAGCUCCGAGAGCUGCAAACAAAAAUUAACGAAGCCAUUGUAGCAGUUCAGGCGAUUAUUGCUGAUCCCAAGACGGACCACAGACUGGGCAAAGUCGGGAGAUGAACAGAUAAAGGCUUUUAGUCUCUUGUGUACUUAGUACAAUUAGGAUCAAUGUACAACUCUGGCAUGCAGUUUGAAAUGGUAUUAUUUUACUGUUUUGAAAGAAAACAGGAAAUUGAAUUCUGACUUCUAAGGGAUUAUCUUUUUUUCUUUAAAUAAAUGAAGUUGAGGAAAAUAGA